AUGACUCAAUUGAGAUCGUGGCUGGCGCUCUCUAACAAUGCUGAUCGCGAACACAUCUACCGUUUUUUAUCCUUCAUUGGCGAACGUUAUCCAGAAAAAAAUGACUUGCCACCUCUUACUGAUCUCAGUCGUGCGGUCUGGCAGCAAGCAAUAUUCCACAAGAAGAGUGAUCCGGAGUACAAACCUGACUGGCUUUCUUCAGUGCUCACGACACAUUACAAGGUACCUCCUGCUACGUAUGAGCUGAUGCGAUUUGUUGCAACCAGCUGGACAACCCCAUUGUCGCUGGACUCUUCUCUGAUUCCUGUUCUUCUGAGGUUACAUCCCGACGACAUCUGUUCGCCCUCCCCUUCAGUUCCGAAUCGACCGUGCCAUUCAGCUCGUACUCCUUCCCAACAACCGCCUCGGUCGUCUACCGAUAGGAUUUUUUCACCACGUGUAGAUCUCGUUGGUUUGUAUGCUGAACGAGCUCGAACGCUUCUAGAGAAGGACCGCCCACGAGUUCUGGUCGCGAACGAGAAGAAGAUUCGAACAUUACAGGAGAAACUCAAGAAAAACAUAAAGAUGCAGCAAAAGCUGCAGGACAACGUCAGAGAGGAGAGGAGUUUUCUGGAAAGCAUUUCGUCUUCGUCUGAUCGGAACAAAACGAAGAGCUUGCAACCAGCGCUGUCCGAGAGGGCGUCGCGGUCAUCUGAAGUCUCCUACACAGACCUCAAAAAGGGCACUGAAGCGAUUGAUAAGAGUUUGCGCCUUCUUGACAGGACACUAAGCAAGAUGCAAGUUUCAGUAGGUGGUCCAGUUACAGAACAGAAUUCAUCGGUGGCAGACUCUCAACGGACAGAAGGAGUGUUCGAGGAUGUUCUCGAAACGGCCAAGGAAGACUCGAGUGGAGACGAUAUUCCAGAUCCAGAUUACCCGUCGUUGAACUACUAUGAAACAACAGUUCCCAAAGAGCCGCUGCCUCAAAUCCUCAAACUCGAUCUCAGUCAGCUUUCUCCACAAGUGGAUAUAAGGAGGCAGACUGCUGCCAAGCCGCCGAUCAAGUCUUCUUCUCAGCGGACGACGGCUCUGCCUGAGUGGAUGCGACUGUUACCUCUUGACGAAACCAGUACCUCUAGUCGCCUACCGCUGCUGCAGUACAAUCCACCAAAACAAAGGGAGUGGAAGACGGAACGCUGCACGCAGACACACGGUUCUUAUAGUGAUGUAACGGAGAUGGCCUGUCAGACAGUCGAAGACGAGCGAAAUCCACCGGAUAGCGGUUUUCUAGAUACCGUCGAUAAAUCGUCAAGUAAAAGAAUUGAAAUCAUUCAGCCAAUGACCAAACAGCAUAUACGUGAAAUGCUGAGCCAAAUGUGA
Messenger RNA from Cooperia oncophora, 1359 nucleotides. Lineage: Eukaryota; Metazoa; Nematoda; Chromadorea; Rhabditida; Trichostrongylidae. The record is from the annotation of a GenBank genome assembly.